AUGUCUUUUGGCUUGAAGAAUGUCGGGGACACGUAUAAAAAACAAGUAGAUAGGGUAUUUUGGGAUCAAAAGGGGAGCAACAACGAAGUCUACGUCAAUGACUCCAUUGUAAAAAGAAGAUCUAAAAACUAUCAUGUAGCCGACCUAAGAGAAACAUUCGCGACUCUACGCCGGUAUCAAAUGAAACUGAACCCUAAGAAGUGUCUAUUUGAAGUAAAGUCGGGAAAGUUCUCAAGUUUCCUAGUGAGCAAGAGAGGCAUCGACGCCAACCUAGACAAAAUAAAAGCCAUACUCAACUUACCACAACCAAAGAGCAUCAAAGAUGUGCAGAGGCUGACUGGGAGAAUGGCAGCCCUCACUAGAUUUGUCAGUAAGUCAGCAGAUAAAUUAAUCCCUUUCUUCAAUACUCUAAAGAAGAAUGAAAAAUUAAAAUGGGGAGAAGAGGAUAAAAAAGCGUUCGAAGCAGUAAAAAAAUCAUCUAAGGUCAUUACCGACGAUAUCAAGGCCGAAAGAAGGCGUCAAUCUGCAAUUGUACGCAUCCGCGUCACCACAAACAAUCGCAGCCGUCCUCAUAGUUGA
Spinacia oleracea (spinach) is the source of this 579-nucleotide messenger RNA. RefSeq lists its product as uncharacterized. The record is from RefSeq and is a predicted model, not a curated record. The transcript has a single exon. Lineage: Eukaryota; Viridiplantae; Streptophyta; Magnoliopsida; Caryophyllales; Amaranthaceae. The coding region runs from base 1 to 579 and encodes 192 amino acids.